AUUUGUGCUUUUUUCUCGUUCUGACAUUUUUUAGAAGAAAACUUAAUGCGAAUGUUGAAAUACCUGAAGUGAAAAAAAAAUAAAUACAAGUGUUUUACUUUUUUUUAUUGCCAUUACUAAAAAUAUAAUAAACAUUUUUUAAAGUUAUCAAAGUGCAAUAAAUGUUAAAUAAAUAUACCUUGAGCUUUUAAGAUGGAAGAAAGUAAUAAAACAAAAGAAACUGAUGAUAUUAACGCAAUAACUAAGGCUGAAGAUGACGACAAUUCAAGUAGAAAAGGAAGUGUUGUCAGCAACAGCUCUGGUGGAGGCUCAUGGUGGGGUUCUUGGAUAAAUUCGGCAAAAGAAAAGACAUCUACAGUAUUUGAAGCUGUUAAAAACGAUUUGGAUGAACUUUCCCAUGUAAUUUCAACACAGGCUUCAACUGUAGGAGCCGCUAUUGAAAAUACUUUAAAAUUUGACGAAAAUACUGACGUUUCAUUGGGUACUGUAAAAAAGAGUCUUAGUUCAUUUUUUGGUCAAGUAACAGAUGCAUUAAUACCAUCUCUUCUCGAAUAUGAUGAAACUGAAACAAUUUUAAUAACACAUGAUGGUUUAAUAACAUUAAGCGGUUUUCCAAAACAUUUAGCUGAAUUACAGAAUAAUGAUAAAACAUAUACUGAGGCACCAGAACCAGAAUUAAAACAACAAUAUAGAAGAUGGAUGGAAGUUAUUGAACAAGAUCAAUUUACUCAAGAUCGUUUAGCAAAACAUUUAACUGGAAGUGAAAUAUUAAAUGAUAAAUAUAUAAGUUUAGUGCCUGAUAAAGUUUCGCAUAUGGAUUUUUGGCAAAGAUAUCUUUUUAAGAGAGCCUUACUUGAAGAUGCUUUAGCUAAUGCUGAAUUAGCUGAAAGACGUGCAAAUAUUGAAAUAUCAUCAGAUAAAUCAGUUUCACCAAAAAAGAAUAUUAUUCAAACAGAACAGCCUAAAUUAAGUCAACAACAUAAACAGGACGAAAUAUCGAUUGCAGAAGAAGUAUUUGUUGAAAAAGAAAUCGAAGUUGAUGUAGAUGUUGAAGAAUUGGAGAAUGAAUUAUUAAACAACGAUAUAUCUUGUAAUGUUGAAUUAUCUGAAGAAGAACAGAUAAGACUUUUAGAAGAAUAUGAACAAGAAAUACAAGAACGUGAAAAAGUUAAACAAACUGGUGAUAACAAGGAAAAGUCAAAUAAAAGCAGUCCAAACAAAUCUAAAAAAUUAGAUAUGAAACAGAAUUCACAACAAAUAAAAGCUGCAGCAGCUAAUACAAAAAAUUCAAAAAAUUUGAAAACUGCCACACAAAAUAACAACACUAAUAAAAAUACGCCAAAAGAUGAUACCAAAAAAACAACCCAACAUUCAAUAAAUCAACAAAAAGGAAAAACAGUUGGACAGCAGCAAACAGUUGGUUCAAAAAAAACUUCAACAACAAUUGCUCAGGCGAAAGCUCAAAAAGAUAAAGAAGAAAAUUCAUCGGCGUCCGAUGAAAGUUGGGAAAAGGAUUUCGAUUUAAAUUAAAUAUGUUUUUCAAAAAAACAGUAUAAAAAAAAAACAAUUUUUUUUUUUAAUUUACAUAAAAUUUACAAACAAAAAACAAUUUUAAAUAUAAAUAAAUAAAAUGAAAUUUUAUUAUUUUUUAAUACAAUUCAUAUAUUAUAUUUAAAUGAUAAGUGAUAAAAUCGAGAAAAAAAAUUUAAAAACAAAAAAAAAAGAUUAUAUAUACAAUUAUAUAAGAUAAGUAAAUGAAUACAAACAAGGAAAAAUUAUAAGUUUACAAAAAUUAAAAAUAAAAAAACUUCUAUUAUUGAUAUUUUAUAUUUUUUUUUCUAUAUAUAGAAAUUUAAGAUAAGCUGCUUAUUUGAAUUAAUAU
Condylostylus longicornis is the source of this 1882-nucleotide messenger RNA. RefSeq names its product BSD domain-containing protein 1-A-like. NCBI's taxonomy places the organism in Eukaryota, Metazoa, Arthropoda, Insecta, Diptera, Dolichopodidae. Gene Ontology annotation, cellular component: cytoplasm. The transcript has 6 exons. The record is from RefSeq and is a predicted model, not a curated record. The coding region runs from base 193 to 1530 and encodes 445 amino acids.